Molecule: messenger RNA, 973 nt
Organism: Benincasa hispida (wax gourd)
Lineage: Eukaryota; Viridiplantae; Streptophyta; Magnoliopsida; Cucurbitales; Cucurbitaceae
Source: RefSeq, a predicted model, not a curated record
UUUUCAGAAAAGUCGCACGGAAGAACGCGUGGAGAGGGAGACGGGACAACCUCAUCUCUCUCUCUCUCUCUCUCAUCGCCAUUUCUUCUCUCAUGCGAUUCUUCCAAAUUGACCUAACUGGCUUUUAGCUUCUUCGUUAAGGAUCGAUUUCUACUGGUUUCUCCGUUCAAUUGAAGCUCGGAAUGGAUCAGGUUAUGAACAAAGUUGGCUCUUAUUGGUUCAGCCAGAAGGCCAACAAGGAGAUCGGCUCCAUCGGCGAUGACAUUAAUUCAUUGUCAACAAGUAUUCAAGAAGGAACUAGCUGGUUGGUUAAUAAAAUAAAAGGAAAAAUGCAAAAACCUUUACCAGACCUGCUGAAGGAUUAUGACUUGGCAGUGGGAAUUUUCCCACGUGACGCAACCAACUAUGAGUUCAACGAGGAGACAGGAAAGCUGACUGUCUUCAUCCCCGAAAUCUGUGAAGUUGGGUAUAAAGACUCGUCAGUCUUGCGUUUUAACACCACUGUGACUGGAUAUCUCGAGAAGGGAAAGCUAGCGGACAUAGAGGGAAUGAAAACAAAGGUGAUGAUAUGGGUAAAAGUAACUUGUAUUAGUUCCGAUGGACCAAAGCUCAACUUCACUGUUGGCAUGAAGAAAACCAGAAAAAGAGAAGCUUACGAGGUCCUUAGAGAUGGUGUAAAUGUUGAGAAGUUCUAAAAUGUGGUGGUUGUUUGGUUGGGUCUUUAUAUACUUAUAUAGCUUAAAUUACCAUUAGAUUCUUGUUCUUGAACGCUUUACUGUAAAGCUGAGAAUCUUUCCCAACCAUGUAUUACAAUUACUUAUGCAGUGUCGUUAACGGUCGAGUGAUCUAUAAGAGGGCCAACCAAUUCAUGGAGAUCGGAUGUAGCAGUUUAUCCAUUUCUGAUUUCUGAAUCUAUACCCAUAACUCAUAACUGUAAUUUUCUUUAUUGGAUAACAUGAUUGUUAUUGGAAUA